AUGAGUUAUAUGCUGGGACAUUUACACAACGGAUGGCAAGUAGACCAAGCAAUUUUGUCUGAAGAAGAUCGCGUAGUUGUGAUAAGAUUUGGACAUGACUGGGACCCUACCUGUAUGAAAAUGGACGAAGUGUUGUAUAGUAUCGCGGAAAAAGUAAAGAAUUUUGCUGUCAUCUACCUGGUGGACAUCACUGAGGUUCCAGAUUUUAAUAAAAUGUACGAGUUAUAUGAUCCCUGCACGGUGAUGUUCUUCUUUCGUAACAAACACAUUAUGAUAGAUUUGGGCACCGGUAACAACAAUAAGAUCAAUUGGCCUCUAGAAGACAAACAGGAGAUGAUCGACAUCAUCGAGACAGUGUAUCGUGGUGCUCGCAAAGGCCGUGGUCUUGUAGUGUCGCCUAAAGACUAUUCAACUAAAUACAGAUACUGA
This is a messenger RNA of Danaus chrysippus (African queen), 429 nucleotides long. The record is from the annotation of a GenBank genome assembly. NCBI's taxonomy places the organism in Eukaryota, Metazoa, Arthropoda, Insecta, Lepidoptera, Nymphalidae.